This is a messenger RNA of Penicillium daleae, 1578 nucleotides long. Its product is annotated as fungal specific transcription factor domain-containing protein. The record is from RefSeq and is a predicted model, not a curated record. Bases 1 to 1578 code for a protein of 525 amino acids. Gene Ontology annotation, molecular function: DNA binding; zinc ion binding. Gene Ontology annotation, cellular component: nucleus. The transcript has a single exon. NCBI's taxonomy places the organism in Eukaryota, Fungi, Ascomycota, Eurotiomycetes, Eurotiales, Aspergillaceae. Gene Ontology annotation, biological process: DNA-templated transcription.
AUGUUUCUGUCUCCUCCGGAGAGCUGGGUCGAGGCAGAGGAGCGACGCCGUGUGUUCUGGAACGUAUUCAAUCUCGACCGGUUUUGCUCCGUGGCAAUGGGCUGGAACACUAGCCUUACCUCGGACGAUGUGCACCGUCGUCUUCCUUGCGAUGGGGUCUAUUGGAGAAGAGAUAAACCCAAUGUUACAGCGUUUUUUGGCAUAUGGGACAAGUCAGCAGGGCGGAUGGGGAAUCCCAUUGGCUUCCAACCGGCCCAUUACGUGUCUCCGCAAGUUACGUUGGCUAAUGGCGCACCUGAACAUAGUCCGGCCGACACCAGUGGCUCUGUUUUAUCGCCGGAAGAUCCCCUGAUGGAGGCUGCUGGUGCUUUCGCCUACCGCAUCGAGGCAACCGAGUCGCUGAACCGCGUCACGACUUACUUCCUUCAGCAAAAGGUCGACAUGCACCGUCCAGAGAACGUCACGAGCUGGCUCACAAGGUUUAAGGAACUCGACCUCCGCCUUGUACACUGGAAGAUGCUCCUUCCGAAAAAGUGGAAAGCCGCGAAUCCUAUCAACACAACUGUCGACCUUCACGACACGAUCAAUCAGGACGGCCCACCUAGUGGCAGUGGAGGAACAACGGGGCUUGAGGUCGAUGCCAAACGCCAAACGGUAGUGAUGGACCCAAAUCUCACAUUGGCACACAUUACCCAUAAUGCUUCCAUGAUUCUCUUGCAUCAACCUAUCGCGUUUCCAGCACACGACUGGACUUUCCACAGCCACUUGCCCAGCAGUUGCUCUGCAGAGACCUGUCAGCAGGCGGCUGUUGAAAUUGCCACGAUCACUGAACAAUAUCUUAAAGUGUCUCCGGCAACCUUCCCCGUCUAUCCCCAGUUUUCAUUCUGCGUUUAUGUGGCAGCCCGACUCCUGCUAGCCUACGGGAUCCACUACAGUGGAGAGAACACUGCUCUGUACGCUAGAUCGGAUAUCGAUGACAGGUUCUGGACGCUAGUUCGAAGCCUAGAUGAGAUGUCACGUCGAUGGAACGGGAACGUAGUGGUGAUGCCAGAGACCACGGCUUUGACCGAGGACCUGGCCGCAAAAUACGCAAAACAGCUGAGGCAGAUGAAGGAUAUGUGCAUCCAGGACUUGGGUUACAAAAUAAAUGUCCUAGAUUACAUGCAAGAUAUCGACCAUUGCAACAGGGAGACCGACCCUCUAGUAGGGGAUCCAGUAUCUGUGUCGACUCCAAAUAACCAGACUCGACAGCCAUCGCUACACCUGCAGGCACAACCAGAAUACAACUCUCAAAAUGUUAGAAAGCCCGCGGAGACCCAGCCGAACGGGAACCUCAUUGAUGCGGUACCGGCCAUGUCAUUACCCUGCCCUUCAACCUCAAUACAGCUCCCCAGAAACCCUAACGACCAGCAUCAGACAAUGUACGGGCAAGAAACGUACUCUCCCGGGAGGGAUCAAGCGCCCGGCGAUCUGGAUGCUAUUUCACAGAUAUUGCUGGGCCAUCAAUUCAUGGAUUUGGACCGGAUCAUCAGUUUCGAUAACGGAAUGUUCAGUGCCAAUCUAGACCAAUCUUGGUGA